Harmonia axyridis is the source of this 1709-nucleotide messenger RNA. RefSeq names its product pinopsin-like. Bases 512 to 1627 code for a protein of 371 amino acids. NCBI's taxonomy places the organism in Eukaryota, Metazoa, Arthropoda, Insecta, Coleoptera, Coccinellidae. The record is from RefSeq and is a predicted model, not a curated record. Gene Ontology annotation, molecular function: G protein-coupled receptor activity. Gene Ontology annotation, cellular component: membrane; photoreceptor outer segment. The transcript has 7 exons. Gene Ontology annotation, biological process: G protein-coupled receptor signaling pathway.
GAGCAGGAACAGUAGCAUUCCCUAACAGUAGACGUCACAAUGUAGCGCUCAUUAUCACCAUCGCAAAUUUCGGUUAAUGUAGUGGAUUUUGUUGAAGUGAAUUUAUUUAUGAUAUAACGAUGAGUUUCUCGGUUUUACGCUCAGGGUUUCCAUGAAAGGAUCCAAUGAGGAAUUUAAUAAUUCCAAAUUUGAAUAAUUUUGGAAUAUUCUGUGAAAAUGAGGUUCGCAAUAGUUUUAUCGAAAGCAAUUUUGUGGGGGGUGUUUUCUGUCAAUUGAAAGAUUCUUCGAAUACGUACAUAUCAAAUGGAUUCACUCACCUAAUAAGUUGUUAAAUGUUUCCUUUCUUCGGUUCUCUGCUCAUAUCUGCUCUGCAAUGAUAUACCGAUAAAAGAGCCAAGAGUUACUAUAAGUGAAAAAUGUAAUAAAUCAAAAAUUGUGAUAUACAAUGAGUGAUAGUUACGAAAUUUGUACGCUUUUGUCGUGUGAUGGGUGCCAAAGUUAAUAUAGCCGUAUGGCGAAUGAUAGUUUUUUCAACGAAACAGAUGAAGUUCUGAUGGACAAUGCUGGUUAUAUUGCAUCAGCAGUAGCAUUACUAGGUAUAGGAAUUCUGGGCUUUUUUCUUAAUCUUUUUGUGAUAAUCAUGAUGCUCAAAGAUAAGCAGCUUUGGACUCCUUUGAAUAUCAUACUAUUCAACUUGGUGUGCAGUGACUUUUCCGUUUCCAUCUUUGGGAAUCCAUUUGCUCUGCUUUCAGCAUUAGCUCAUGGUUGGAUCUUUGGAAAUACGAUGUGCCAAAUAUACGGAUUCUUCAUGUCGCUCUUAGGUAUUACCUCCAUUACAACGCUCACAGUACUUGCUUUUGAAAGGUACAUGAUGGUUUCAAGGCCAUUCCAGAAAUAUAUGAUCAGCAGAAAAAGUGCAACCAUCAUGGUCUUAGGAAUAUGGUGUUAUUCUUUGGCUCUAACAGUACCCCCUUUGGUAGGAUGGGGCAAGUAUGUUAACGAAGCUGCCAACAUCAGCUGUUCUAUCAACUGGGAGACACAAACAACAAACGCUAUGACCUAUAUUUGCUACCUUUUCAUAUUUGGACUGUUCAUUCCUGUCACAAUCAUAAUAUUCAGCUACGUAAACAUCGUUCUGCAAAUGAAACAAAAUUCUUUCAAAAUGGGCCAAGUAAGAAAAGCCGAAAAAAGGAUUGCUUAUAUGGUUCUUUUGAUGAUCAUCCUUUUUAUGGUAGCCUGGACACCUUAUGCAGUCUUAGCAUUACUUAUACAAUUUGGAGAUGCGUCCUUUAUAUCUCCAGGGAUGAGAGUCAUUCCGUCCUUACUGGCUAAAAGCAGUAUCUGCUAUAACCCAAUAAUAUAUGUUGGUUUGAAUGGGCAAUUUCAGCAAUCUUGGAGAAGAAGGAAGCAGAAUUCAUCGAAUAUGAGCGAGAGUUAUGCCGUUUGUGUAUCGAAAUACAUUCCACAAAAUACAGAUAGUCCAUUGAAAAACCAACGUAGUAUAAACUCUCCAGGAAUAGAAUUGAAGGGAAAUAGCCAAAGAAAAAUUGAAAAAUUGACAACUCAAAUCCAAAAAGUUAACAGUGUUCGAAAAAAUCCGCAAAACUGUCAAGUAACUCAAUUAUGAGUUAUGUUGCUUAUUUUUUCUUACAAGUACUUAGUACAUACUGAUGACGAAAAUUUGUUAGCUAAUAAAUAUUUUGAAUUUA